This is a messenger RNA of Nymphalis io (European peacock), 4112 nucleotides long. It is a transcript of the gene Syx16, whose product is annotated as syntaxin-16. Gene Ontology annotation, cellular component: SNARE complex; membrane; endomembrane system. The transcript has 4 exons. Bases 74 to 1093 code for a protein of 339 amino acids. NCBI's taxonomy places the organism in Eukaryota, Metazoa, Arthropoda, Insecta, Lepidoptera, Nymphalidae. Gene Ontology annotation, molecular function: SNARE binding; SNAP receptor activity. Gene Ontology annotation, biological process: vesicle-mediated transport; intracellular protein transport; vesicle fusion. The record is from RefSeq and is a predicted model, not a curated record.
UUCGUGUGGCGAUUGAAGAUUAUCAAAAUAAAGAUAGAAACAUUAUUGUUUUCAAUUCGAAUUAUUAAUUAAAAUGGUGUCACGAAGCUUAACAGAGGUUUUUGUGUUAAUGCGUAAUAAUGCUAUACACAGUAAGCAUAUAUUUUCAGAACAGACAAAUGACACGGAGAGAGUAAGACUGAUGAGAUCAAAUUCUCAUGAAAUGGAAGCAGGCUUGGAGCUUAAAUCUGACUCCAAUGCACCACCGCCUUGGAGCGACUCAUUGGAGGAGGCACAUUAUAUUGUUACGAGGUUAAGGACGAAGCUCUCAGAGCUUCAGUCCCGUCACGAGCGCCAGAUCCGAAGGCCAGCACUGGACGAUAGCAGCGAGCAACAGCAAAUCGACCGACUAUCGGCCGAAAUUGGCCGACUUUUUACUCAAGCUCACUCGCGAAUUACAACUAUUAAAGCUCAGACACGACAUGGCAACAGCACCGAACAGAAACUAACGAAAAACGUAGUUCUAGCAUUAGUGACAAUCCUUCAGGAUCUGAGCAUAACAUUCCGCACAUCGCAGUCCAACUACCUAAAAUCAUUAACCUCCAGAGAAGAAAGAUCGAACGCGUAUUUCGACCUACCAAACUUCGAAGAACUCAGCUUACAGGACAACGAUCUUCUGCCAGGAUUGACGAACAAUCAGACAGACUUAUUAUUCUCAUUACCGAGCACAUCCGGCUCGCAGAACUAUGACGAGGAAAAUUUAGAUGGAAUGUUCCAGAAGCAAGUGAUGAAUCAAAAACAACUGUUACUAAUGCAGGAGGAGAACAGCAAGAUGGUCGAAGAGCGAGAAGAGGAAGUUAAUAAGAUUGUCAAAUCCAUUGUGGAUUUGAACGAUAUCUUUAAAGAUUUGGCGACCAUGGUCCACGAACAGGGCACAGUUUUGGACCGAAUAGAUUACAAUAUAGAACAAACCCAGGUGCAAGUCCACGAAGGGUUCAAGCAGCUGCAGAAAGCUGAAAGGUAUCAAAGAAAAAAUAGGAAAAUGCAAUGCAUUUUCAUACUAGGAAUAAGCGUUUUUGUGAUGGUAAUUCUACUGAUUGUAGUAAAAAGUUAGCUCUUAAUGCUAUUGGAAUUAAGCAUUUUGUCGCAUAGCAAGUUUCGUUAUGUAUGUAUGUACGUAUGGUUGAGGAAUUGCGAAAUUUUGAGAGCACAAAUAUCGCAAAGCAUUUUUGUUAAACGUGUUAUUAAAUAUUUAAACGAUUCGAUGUAUUCUGUUUUAUAUCGAUUUGCUUUAUUGUUUCUUCACGUUUGGGGCUGGCGACACUCCGUAAUAUUACAUUUGUUAUAUUAAAAUUUACAAUUACCUAGAAUUAGUUCGUGAGAAUUAUUCAUAAAGUGAUUGCAAUGGUAAGAACAUUAUAUAAUUGUAUAUGAGGAUUUUAAGUGUUUUUAGUGUGGCUAGACAACAAAAAUAUGUAAACUUAAGAUCUAGAUUGAACUGGUUCACACUAGUUCGGAUUGAUAGUAUUAGCUCGAUCUGGUUUUAGUCAUCCUAUGUCAUGCCCACGCUCGACUGUAGGCUCAUCUUAAAGCAUUUGAUAUAGAAUAAUAACGGAAUAUAGCCGAUGGCCCAGUGGUAAACACGCGUAAAUCUUAACCGAUGGUCGUGGGUUCAAACCCGGGCAAGCACUGCUGAAUUUUCAUGUGCUUAAUUUGUGAUCAUAAUUCAUCUCGUGUUAUACGGUAAAGGAAAACAUCGUGAGGAAAUCUGCAUGUGUCUAAUUUCACUGAAAUUCUGCCACAUGUGUAUUCCACCAAUCCGCAUUGGAGCUACCACGAUACGCUUACCACACUAUGUCUAACGAUAAACAAACCUUAGAUUUACAUAUUUCAUUUGAUUUGCAGUAUAUAACAGUAUUGCCAUAUGCACUAAAAACUGUUAUUUAUUAGUAUCCAUUUAUUUAUAAUACAAGACUAUUCCACUCAACUACUCAUAUCCGCUUUAAUUUUACCUCCAAAGUAUCGAUAAUAACGUCGCCGACAUUGAAAACAAUAUACAAUAUUUUCGCGAAUCUAUGUAUAAUGAGUACCGUAGAUUAUUCAAGAUCUCGACCAACGAUACCGCGUCAUUUUCAAUAAUAAUAAUAUCCUAAUACAUUAUUCACACGCGGCCAUCUGAUCCCAAACUAAGCGGAGCUCGUACUAUGGACACCAGACAACCGAUAUACUACAUAUACAACUUUUCUUUUGUAAACACAUACUUAUAUAGAUAAUCACACUCAGACUCAGGACAAAUAGACAUGUUCAUGCACACAAAUAUCUGUCCUGGGUGGGAAUCGAACCCACAAACUUCGGCGUGAAAGGCAAUUAUGUACCAACCACGCCAACCCGUCAAAUUUCAACGUCAAAGUUGUUUUUUUUUUGUCUUUGCUCCUACUGUUGUUGAUAUUGGCUAUACGUCGAUGUAUAUUCAACUAAUUUAUUUAUUUAAUAUCGAAAGUUACAAUAUUACAACAUAAUAACGCAUAAUGUAGGCUGAACAAUAUCAAUUUGCACGUUUGCAAUUACAGCAUACUUAUUUUAUAUCAACUGAGCGACUAAAAUAUAACAUCAAUUACGUUUCAUAAUUAUUAAUAAAUAACAUAUGAUAACAACAUAUAAAUCCUAUUAUAGAGCAAAAAUAAAAGGGGAAGAGUAAAAUUACUAAUGUGAAAAGUGCUACUAAAAUAUAUACCUUAAUAUACGUCCGACAAAUUUGUUGGUAAAUAAGUGUCCGUCCGACCUAAUGUGAAUCAACUCGUUUGGUAUUAUUUAAGACGUCUAUAUAUAUAUACAUUGAUUUGUUUCAGAAUCAUUUCUAUAACUAAGAUGUGUGUAUUUUUUUACAUUGUCAAUUUCUUUCACAAAGGCUAAAGGCGUAUUACUAAGCCUAAUUAGGUUGUCUGCGUUUGACCGUUGUUGUGGAUGCCUUAACAGUCAGCCCGAACAGCACGUUUCUUUACUACAAGGAUUCAUUCAUAAUGCAAUAUAUCAAGAUUUGGGCAAACUACAAUCAGAUUAAUGAUUACGAUUACAAUGCGGACACAUUAAUCACGAUUACAGUAUAACCAUAGUAAUCAAAAAAAUAAAGUGAGUGUGACUCGCGCGCUAUAUUCAGAGUCAAUCAGUUAAUCUGCAAUCACGAUUGAUGAUUAUACAUUGUAAUUGUUAUCAUUAAUCUCAUUACAUUUUACUCAAAAUAUUUUAUGACAAUUAUUGCUGUUAUUUUGUGAUUUGAUUUGUGAGUGUAUUCAAAAGUAUUUUUUAAAAUUAUUUAGUGAGUAAAUGUUUUUGACGUAAACACAUAAUCACCUAUGUAACCCAUGUAAUUGAUAUAAUUUCUUUAUAUACGCUUAUAUGGCAGUUCUUUGUAAAUAUUGUUAUCGUAAGAAGUUUUUUACGCAAUUACAAUAAAAAUAAUUUUUUUUGAGAUCUAAGUUCCUAUAAUUACACUGACUCACUAAACUUUCAUAUCGGAAAUAUUAUAUAUACAUAUACGAAUACAAUAUAAAAUAUUGUCGUUCUCCCACUAUUAACGUCUUAUUAUUUCGAAUUGUUUAUAUAUAGUUGUUGUAUAUUUAAUUAAUUAAGGCAGUUUUCUAGUCUUGAUUGUUUUAUUUUGAAUAGACAUAGUAUUAAAUAUGAUCUAUUUAAAAGAAACAUGACCAAAAUCGAUUAAGUUAUUCCAUAGAUAAUAAGUAGUUAAGAAAACAGAUAAUAUAAAAUUAAAAAAAAAUUACAUAUAUAUUACAAUCGUUUUUUAAUGUAAGAGCUAUUCAUGUCAUGCUAAUUUAAGUAUUUUCAAUUAUUUUCUCCAACCCCCUUUCCUUGCCUGUCACGCUUAAGAGGCGUCACAUUUGCGUACAAGUGGAUAUAUUCAAUAAUUGAGUAGGACACCAUGGGCGGAAUACGUGCUGCUGUGGUGAGUGCUGCUUGCCGAGUCAUUUCUAAGAUAAUAAUAUAACCUAUUGAAUAAAAAAAUGCAACUAACAUUUGCCUAAUAGAAUCAUGCCUUUACUUAGCCCUCUUUUUUUUAAAAUAUAUAAGCUAGCGCUUGACUGUUAUCACACCUGAUGGAAAGUGAUGAUACGGUC